UCGAUCACAACUUUUCUCAAGAACCUGAUCGCUACUUGUAUUCCUGGAAGCCCCCGGUCACUGAUACUUGCACCAGUCACUAUCCACAUUAUUUGCAUCAUUAAAUCCAUUGACUUUUGACUCCAAAUAUUUCUAAGAUCUGAAGGAUCCGAGGAGGUCAUUCUCCGCAGUGUGGAAUCGAGACUCUGGAGAACUCUAGAAGCCUAGGGCGUCACGGGACCCCUGGCAGUAGCAGUUUCAUAUCCAAUCAUAUAGAUUCGGUGGUCAGCAUUAUUGUCAUCACUAUCUAACAUCUCUCUCUUCCUCCUCGUUCAUCGGGUCAACAAACACACUUGUGUAAACCUUUCUACUGACCGCCGAAUCCCUUUUUAUCUUUUCAUCCACCUCGGUUUAACCCUACACCAGCCAGUCUGUGCCAUGUCUUUUGUCAAGCUAAGCAUAUUUGGCACCUCUUUCGAGGUCACUACUCGCUAUGUCGAUCUGCAGCCUGUUGGAAUGGGGGCAUUUGGCCUUGUCUGCUCUUCUAAGGAUCAACUCACUGGGUCUUCUGUUGCCAUCAAGAAGAUUAUGAAGCCCUUCAGUACCCCAGUUUUGAGCAAGCGAACAUAUCGUGAGCUCAAGCUCCUCAAGCACAUACAACAUGAGAAUAUCAUCAGUCUUAGUGAUGUGUUCAUCUCGCCACUUGAAGAUUUGUAUUUCGUUACCGAACUCCUUGGAACCGACCUUCAUCGACUACUGACGUCGCGACCUCUGGAGAAACAGUUUGUCCAAUACUUCCUAUAUCAGAUUCUGCGUGGACUAAAAUAUGUUCACUCCGCGGGCGUCGUGCACCGAGACCUCAAACCCAGUAAUAUACUUGUCAACGAGAACUGUGACUUGAAGAUAUGCGAUUUCGGAUUAGCCCGUAUCCAGGAUCCCCAAAUGACAGGCUAUGUCUCGACGCGAUAUUAUCGUGCCCCUGAAAUUAUGUUAACCUGGCAAAAGUACGAUGUUGCGGUCGACAUUUGGAGUACAGGUUGCAUAUUUGCUGAGAUGCUCGAAGGAAAACCCUUGUUCCCCGGGAAAGACCAUGUCAAUCAGUUUUCCAUCAUUACUGAACUAUUAGGCACACCUCCAGAUGAUGUCAUCGAAACUAUCGCAAGCGAAAACACUCUCCGCUUUGUGCAAAGUCUGCCCAAACGCGAACGCGUGCCUUUCAGUCAAAAACUCCGAACUACCGAUGCGGAUGCUUUGGAUCUUCUAGAAAAGAUGCUAGUGUUUGACCCUCGGAAACGCAUAGAUGCUGCGGAGUCACUUGCUCACGAAUAUGUGGCACCAUAUCAUGAUCCAACCGAUGAGCCCGUAGCUUCUGAGAAAUUCGACUGGAGCUUCAAUGAUGCCGACCUCCCCGUUGACACGUGGAAGGUCAUGAUGUACAGCGAGAUUCUGGAUUUCCAUCAGGUUGGGGACACAUCUACAUCAGCGAGCGGUAUACCCGAAGGUGCACUAGCAGGACCAGACGCACCAGCAGGAACUACACCAGCAAAGUGAAUCUUCCCAUAGUCCCAUAUUGUUUUCAGCUGGAUGUCUGUUUUGACGUGAUCCUUAUACGCAAUAUCUUUUUGUCACUGUUGCAUUAAAGGAGUACAGGUUUUGGAGUGCCUUCGCUUUUCCGGACACGAAUCGUUCACUACUACUAUCUCUUCCAGAACCAAUCACUUGUAAUGUUUUCAAUUUUACAUAAUGAGCAAGCAGGAUUGUAUGUAUCAAUCGAUAUCUUUUCGAAUACACGCACAGAUAGAACUACUACUCACAAGUACUUGGAUUCGGGUAGUAUUGUUGUGGGUCCUUGAACAUGAACCGCACUCAUUCGUGUGGUUGAAUAUAUACUACUAGAACAACCUUGGUUUA
Suillus fuscotomentosus is the source of this 1890-nucleotide messenger RNA. RefSeq names its product mitogen activated protein kinase. The record is from RefSeq and is a predicted model, not a curated record. Gene Ontology annotation, molecular function: ATP binding; MAP kinase activity. The transcript has 13 exons. Gene Ontology annotation, biological process: stress-activated MAPK cascade; protein phosphorylation; osmosensory signaling pathway. The coding region runs from base 418 to 1530 and encodes 370 amino acids. Gene Ontology annotation, cellular component: cytoplasm; nucleus. NCBI's taxonomy places the organism in Eukaryota, Fungi, Basidiomycota, Agaricomycetes, Boletales, Suillaceae.